Messenger RNA from Selaginella moellendorffii, 1662 nucleotides. RefSeq lists its product as uncharacterized. The record is from RefSeq and is a predicted model, not a curated record. NCBI's taxonomy places the organism in Eukaryota, Viridiplantae, Streptophyta, Lycopodiopsida, Selaginellales, Selaginellaceae. Gene Ontology annotation, molecular function: protein dimerization activity. The coding region runs from base 1 to 1662 and encodes 553 amino acids. The transcript has 2 exons.
AUGAGGGAGAUCCCUUAUGAAGUUCUUAAAAAGGCUCGCAGCAGUUUUUCUGAUUUCGAGCUAGCAGACCCAGUAGAUGCUGAUGAUGGGCAUCUGCUGCAGCAAGCCGCACAGGGUUCAGGGGGGCCAUCAGAAUCUAUGGUGGCAAGCACGGAGAACUGGUCCAGUGCUGGGACAAGCAGAGCAGCGAAACGUAGAUCCUCGGAUGGAAAUUUGGUGACAUUUUUUGAUACUGCUUCGGCUGAGGCACUGGAUGAUGCUGUUGCAGAGUUCUUCUUUGCCGAGAACAUCUCCUUCAACACAAUCCGAAGAGACAACUUGAAGAAAAUGCUGAAAGUUGCCGCAAAAGUGGGGCAUCCAGUGAUUGACAACCUCAUGGGAUAUGAGAAGUUGCGGACAACUGAGCUACAACGAAUAUACAACAACGUUCAAAAGCGGCUUGAAGAUGUGUGGCUAAGUUGGAGGACAUAUGGUUGUACCAUUGUCACGGAUGGCUGGUCUGAUAUCAAGAAGAGGUCUCUUAUCAACUUCAUGGUCAGUUCUGUGAGAGGCUCAAUUUUCCUGAAGGCUGUGGACAGCAAGAAUGCGAAGAAAACCGGAGCAUGGUUGUUUGAGCAGCUGAAACAAGUGAGUGCCGAGGUUGGUGCGGAAAACGUUGUGCAGGUGGUGACAGACAAUGCAAGCAACUGCGUGGUCAUGGGGGAGCUUUUGCAGCAGGAGUUUCCACAGAUUGUACACGUUCGCUGCGUUUGCCAUGUUAUGGACUUGCUGUUCGAAGAUAUUGGAGCUCUGUCUUGGGUGCAGCCUUUCGUCGAUGGCUGUGCAAAGAUAGUUACCUUCAUCACCUCAAAGCCACGGGUUCUAGCUCUUUAUAGAACUUUCUGCAAACGGGACCUGAUAAAGCCUGUGACCACGAGGUUUGCUUAUAUUUUUCUUGUGAUGUCUCAGCUUCUGGAGACCACUAAUCUCUCCGGGCUUCGAAGAAUGGUGGAUUUCCUACUUGAAUCACACGGUCUGAAGGAGGCAAGGUGGUAUCAAAUGCACAACGUCAUUCAUGGAGCUGCUUUUGCUCUUCAUCCUCUGUUUCUGGGGGAUAACCCAGAGAAUGACAAGCUGGACAAUGAGGCACGCGGGAACUGGUUGGAGUACAUGCAUGUUUAUAGCGGAGGUGAUCUGGACUUGCAGCUGAGAUUGCAGGCACAGUUUGAGAGGUUUCGGCAACAGCUUGGACAGCAAAUGAGGUUACCUGUUGCCAAGGAUCGAGAGACCAGAAAGUUUCCAGUAACCUGGUGGAGUUCUUUUGGUUUAGAGAUGCCUGAUCUACGUCACAUGGCUCUCCGGAUUUUAAGCCAGGUUGUUUGCACUUCUCCAUGCGAGAGGAAUUGGAGCUCAUGGAGCUUGAUACAAACAAAGCACAGGUCCCACUUGCUUCCCAAAAAUGCUGAGAAGCUGGUUUACAUUCAUACAAACUUGCGGGUUGUUCAGAAGCUGGAGAGUGAAGGUUUGAGGAUGCUGGAGAUUGAUAUAGACAAGCUGGAGUUGGAGCCUCAUUGGAAGAGGAUUUUGGAUCUGCAAGAAGCUUUUGAGGAACCAAAUCAGGCUACUAACGAGUUUAGCAUCGAUGAAAAAAUGGAAGAUGAUUCAGAAUCGGAAGACGACUAA